CAGUUCUCGAGGCGGUUAAUUGCUCUCUGCUUGCGCGUUCGUUAGACGCGCCGCCUAGGCUUUGGCUUGUUCACUCUAAUGAUACGUCUCUGACAUUUUAAGAGGGUCGUGCAGCGUUGCUGCUUCACAUGUAUUCCGAUCCUGAAGAAGCGAUAAUCUAGAGGUUUCACAAAUAGUCUGUGCAACGUUACCGUUCACCUUUCGUGCAACGCCGAACUUCUUUACAACUUUAAGCCAACAGGCUUAGCAUAAGUUGCAUCUUGAAUCUUUCUUUCAUAUUCAAACCUUCAAUGGAUGAACAUGCAAAGCAAAAUAUUGUAGCAAUGUCAGCCCCACCACAGCCCAAGCGAGGCGAAAAUGUUUCGAAACAAAUCGCUUCGCUUAUCCAACUCAGUAGCAGUAGCGAGUCCGAGUCUGACUCUGGGUCUGAGUCGGAAUGUGAUCGAAUUUACGACGCCAUCAAGAGAGCCAGGGAUCUUAGUGGCCCGCCUGAUAAGAAAAGGAGAAAGAAGCUGGAUGAAUUAGGAGUGGUGUUGCCGUUGGGGCUUGCGGAACCACUCGCGGUGACGGAAACGCACCGAGGGACGGUGACUCAUACUGCGGUAGGAGCGGGAUUGCAGAGCUGUAAGCAGUUUUGGAAGGCAGGUGAUUAUGAAGGAGCUCCAUCUGGUGAUUGGGACUUCUCCUCUGGUGGCAUGGAUCAUGUGAGGGUUCAUCCCAAAUUUCUACAUUCAAAUGCAACCAGUCAUAAAUGGGCACUUGGAGCAUUUGCAGAACUUUUGGACAACUCAUUGGAUGAGGUCUGCAAUGGAGCUACAUAUGUUAAUGUCGAUAUGCUUGAAAGUAGGAAGGAUAGGAGCAGAAUGUUGUUGAUUGAAGAUAAUGGUGGUGGCAUGGAUCCUGAUAAAAUGCGACACUGUAUGUCUCUUGGUUAUUCUGCAAAAAGCAAAGUAGCUAACACCAUUGGACAAUAUGGCAAUGGAUUUAAGACAAGCACCAUGAGACUUGGAGCAGAUGUCAUUGUGUUUUCACGUUGUUAUGGAAAAGAUGGAAAAAGCCCUACUCAAAGUAUUGGAUUGCUAUCCUACACAUUUUUGAGGAGCACAGGAAAGGAAGAUAUAGUGGUGCCCAUGCUUGACUAUGAAAGAAGUGGACAAGAAUGGAAGAAGAUAAUAAGAUCUUCUCCUGGUGACUGGAAUAGAAAUGUGGAAACAAUUAUUCAGUGGUCUCCAUUUUCCAGUGAAGCAGACCUCCUCCAUCAGUUUGAUCGCAUAAAAGAUCACGGUACAUGUAUUAUCAUAUACAAUCUUUGGGAGGAUGACGAGGGACAGUUGGAACUCGAUUUUGACACUGAUAAGCAUGAUAUCCAGCUCAGGGGGGUAAACCGAGAUGAGAAGAAUAUACAAAUGGCAAAAAAGUAUCCUAACUCUAGGCACUUCCUGACUUAUAGACAUUCAUUAAGGAGUUAUGCUUCAAUUCUCUAUCUGAGACUUCCUCCCGGUUUUCGAAUCAUUCUCCGUGGAAAAGAUGUUGAGCACCACAAUAUAGUGAAUGAUAUGAUGCUGUCCCAGGAGAUUACAUAUCGGCCACAGCCUGGUGCUGAUGGGAUUCCGAAGGAUGUAAAUAUGACUGCUGUAGUGAUUAUUGGGUUUGUGAAGGAUGCGAAAUACCAUAUUGAUGUUCAAGGGUUCAAUGUUUAUCACAAAAAUCGACUCAUCAAGCCAUUUUGGAGGCUUUGGAAUGCUGCAGGAAGUGAUGGUCGGGGAGUUAUAGGGGUUUUGGAAGCCAAUUUUGUUGAACCAGCUCAUGAUAAGCAGGGUUUUGAAAGAACGACUGUACUUGCAAGACUUGAGACACGACUAAUACAGAUGCAAAAGAAUUACUGGUCCAACCACUGUCAUAGAAUUGGGUAUGCUGCAAGACGUAAUAAGAAACAAAUAAAUGAGUCUGAAGAUAGAGAAUCUUCUGAUUAUCAUCCAUUGGCUGUUGCUCUACCUAAGAAGAGUUCACUCACCAGCAGCAAGAUACCACCUUCAAAUUCAGUCAAAUACGAUUUGCGGUCAAAUCAGAGACAGGGAGGAAAAGAACCUGAAAUACCUCCUGGAAUGGGAACUGGUGGAGGUCAGAAUAGACAUGUCUCCAGCAAUGGCAGGAACAGGGUGAAGACUCUGGUAAAUCAAAGAAAAGAAGCAAGUCUUUCUGAACCAUCACCACCUCCUGCAGAGUAUGUUAGUGAUGAUGGUGUGCAUGUUGUGAUAACUGAGAGAAGAGUCAAUGGCAGUAGUCAAAAUAUAUUCCCUACUGAGAAAUCUUUUGAAAAAGAUGGGUUGCAUAGGACUCGUAUAUCACCAUGUUUGGACGAUAUUGAAUCUCAGCAAGAUUGUGCUUCAGGGGGGAGUUCUGUUAGACCACUGUUGCAAUCACAGCCAAAGGGAGGUGAUGUUAAUAAUCACGAGCAUUUACUUUCAGACUCAAAUUCAAGUUCUCUAGGACAGUUAAAGCAAGAGAAUUUUGCGUUGAGGGAGAGAUUAAAGGAAAAGGAAGGAGAGCUUUUAGGUGAAAAAGAUAAGUGUAGAUCACUUGAAGUUCAGCUUCAAGAGGCACAGCAAAAAAUUGAUGAAUUGAACAAGGAACAAGAGAGUCUAAUUGAUAUAUUCUCAGAGGAGAGGGACCGAAGGGAGAGGGAGGAGGAGAAUUUGAGAAAGAGGAUAAAGGAUGCCUCUGCUACCAUCCAAGAAUUGCUCGACAGGAUUAAGCUACUGGAAAGGAUGAAGGCUUCAAGCGCCUAACCCAGACUUUGAGAGCACUGCCACCUCCCAGUAUUCAUUUUUCCUGGGAGACUCUUUUAGUCUAGCUUUUGGACAUGUUUCUGGUGUCAUCCUCCCUCAAUUCUUCAUUUGUCAUGUUGAAGCAACUGACGUAGAAGUAGAAUAUUCUUUAUAUGUUUACUAACGGUGAGUUGAGGGAUGUGUUAUGUGGAAAAUGUAAAUUACGCAGACAUCAGCUGAGAAAUUUUUUUGUUAAA
This is a messenger RNA of Mangifera indica (mango), 3025 nucleotides long. Its product is annotated as protein MICRORCHIDIA 7-like. Gene Ontology annotation, molecular function: ATP hydrolysis activity. The record is from RefSeq and is a predicted model, not a curated record. Gene Ontology annotation, cellular component: nucleus. The transcript is spliced from 20 exons. NCBI's taxonomy places the organism in Eukaryota, Viridiplantae, Streptophyta, Magnoliopsida, Sapindales, Anacardiaceae. Bases 291 to 2789 code for a protein of 832 amino acids.